Guillardia theta CCMP2712 is the source of this 606-nucleotide messenger RNA. RefSeq lists its product as hypothetical. Lineage: Eukaryota; Cryptophyceae; Pyrenomonadales; Geminigeraceae. The transcript is spliced from 9 exons. The record is from RefSeq and is a predicted model, not a curated record. The coding region runs from base 1 to 606 and encodes 201 amino acids.
AUGAAAAAUCAGGAGGCCAGGAACUGCGAAGAGGAGGACAGGGAGGACAGGGAGGACAGGGAGGGGGAGCUGGGCAAGCAGAAGCCUCCGGUCAACUUUGUCAAGGGCGAAGACGAAGAAAAGAAGAUUGGAGUCGUGAGAUUUCAGAAGAAGAUUGCUCCUCAGCCGGUAGUUGCAUGGGAGAGCGUGACAGGAGCCGAUGUGAAGGAGUCAGCGAGACAAGUGCAGUGGGAGAAGCAGAGGGAGAAGGAGGCGAUGGAUCGAGCGCUGGCGCUGGCAGUGAAGAUGCAGAGCAAGCAGAGUGAGAUGCGAGACCUGCGGGCGCCGAGGAGGGCACAGAAGGUUGAGUCGGUACAAGGGAGGGCAAACAUCGAGGAGAUGAAGGAUUCAGGGAAGUCUGGACUGUUCUCGUCCUUUGGCAAGAAGAAGGGCCCCAAGGAAGCGAAUGCGGCUGCGCAGGGAGAGGCACAGGCGAGCUUCGGGGUGAACGUUAACGCCGCCAUGGCGGAUUUCGAGAAGAGGAGGAAGAACACGCAAGCUCCAGCGAUCUUAGAGGGGAACAUGGUUACGAGGAUGAUGCAACAUGGCCCUCUGACCUACCAGUGA